Molecule: messenger RNA, 1167 nt
Organism: Lathyrus oleraceus (garden pea)
Lineage: Eukaryota; Viridiplantae; Streptophyta; Magnoliopsida; Fabales; Fabaceae
Exons: 2
Coding region: 322-1077 (251 amino acids)
Source: RefSeq, a predicted model, not a curated record
CAUUCGUUUCCCACAUUAACUCUAAUAAUUCUCUCACCAUUCAUUUACCACAUAACUUUUAGAACUCUCUCACCACUCUCUUAACUCUUACAAUACACCAUAUCCACAAAUAUCUAUUUCUCUCCAUUUCCAUUCAAACCUUAACCAAACAUUGCUUAAAAAUUAAUUUUGUUAUGAACUUUAGUCCUUGGAGAUUGAAGAUUGAAGAUUGGAAUCAUAUUUAGAGCUCUUCCUCAUACAUAUUUGUUUUAUUCUUCUAAAUUUUUAUAAGUGAAGAAGGUGAAACUUCAGUCUCUAUGCAAACAGUAUGAGAAUCUCAACAUGGAGGACAAUGAGAAGAUACCUGAUUACAUCUCUAGAGUGAUUAUGAUAACCAAUAAGAUGAAAUCUUAUGGAGAAACUUUGUCAGAACAAGUAAUCAUUGAGAAGGUAAUGAGAUCUCUUACUCCUCAAUUUGAUUACAUUGUUGUAGAAAUUGAAUGUUCUAAAGACCUAAGAACCAUGAGGAUUAAAGAGUUGCAGAGCAGUGAGGCCCAAGAAUUUCAUCUGAGUGAGAGAACCUUUGAAAGAGGGGUAGAGCAUGCUCUGAAGGCGUCUUUUGGGAAGAAGAGUCAGAAGCAAUCUCGGUCAGAAGCCAAGAAGAGACAUGGUGGUGAUUUUCAGAAGUCAGAAGCAUCCAAUUUUAUUGAGAAGAAACAUCAAAAGGGAAAGGAUAUGUUUGACAAGAAGAAGGUUCAACGUUACCGUUGUAAGAAGUUUGGCCACUUUGCUGCUGACUGUUGGUCAAACAAGGAAAGAAAAUCAGAAGAAGAAAACAUAGCCAGAAGAGAUUCUGAUGAUGAACCUGUGCUAUUGAUGGCUUCUGAAUCUGAUGGUGCAUAUUUGGUAGAUUGGUGGUAUACGAACACUGCCUGCUCAAAUCACCUAAUUGGAAACAAACAAUGGUUAUUUGAUUUUGACUCUAGAAAGAGGACAAAGAUCAAAUGUGCUGAUGAUAAAUACCUCAACACUAAAGGUAUGGGAAAUGUCAAAGUCAAGGUAAAGAAUGGUAAAAUUGUUCUGAUCAAGGAUGUUUAGUAUGUUCCUGGCAUGAAUGUAAGUUUAUGCGCGGUCUUUAAGAUGGGGGUGAAUUAGAUUUAUUGGACUUUUCUCAAUUUGAAGCGUUAA